Chenopodium quinoa (quinoa) is the source of this 4461-nucleotide messenger RNA. RefSeq names its product RNA polymerase II C-terminal domain phosphatase-like 1. The record is from RefSeq and is a predicted model, not a curated record. Gene Ontology annotation, molecular function: RNA polymerase II CTD heptapeptide repeat phosphatase activity. Bases 649 to 3654 code for a protein of 1001 amino acids. Lineage: Eukaryota; Viridiplantae; Streptophyta; Magnoliopsida; Caryophyllales; Amaranthaceae. The transcript is spliced from 17 exons.
UAUUUUAUGUCUUAAAAAUUGUAAAUUGUAAUACCCUCAACCACAGCUUUUUGGAGUUCCAAAUUUAACCUCCUUUCGAUUAAACUAGGGUUUUUCUCUCUCCACUUUCUCUCUCAUAAAUUUUUUGUUUUCCUCUUUAUGUCGCCGAAGAUUCCAUCAUACUAUCAUCAUCAACAAAAAUUACAAUAGAAAGAGAAAAAUUAUCAAAAACCCUAAUAAAAAUCUUCAUAUGACGGACUAAAUCUAUCGAAUUUGAUCCAUCUGAGUUGGUUGACGCUAGCGUUUUUGAUCAUUGUUCCUUCUUACAGAUCAGAUCUGCUUAAAAAUUGGCCAGAUUAUUCACUUACAAACCCUAAUUUCACCUCUUUCUUUUUUUUUUUUUUUUUACGGAUUUUUUCUUUUUUAAUUUUUUUUUUUGGAAUUUGAUAGAUCUGCUUGUUUACAUGUUGAAUUUUGAAUCUGUCGGAAGAAGACGACGAAGAAAUUUGAAAAUUCAGAAACCCUAAUUCAAUCCAGAUCGAAUUCGAACCCAGAAAAGUUUGAAGUCAGAGAAUAAUUCCCCCUAAUUUUUUCUUUUACAAUUUGAUUUUUCUUUUAAUUUUCUUAAAAAAGUAACAAAAAAAAAAAAAAAAAAUUGAAUCAAAAACAAUGAUCAAAACGGUAGUAUACCAAGGUGAUAAUCUACUGGGUGAAGUAGAGAUUUAUUUUGAGAACAACAACAACAACAUAGAAUUACUGAUGAAGGGGUUGAGGAUAAGUGAUUAUUCACAAGCAAGUGAGAGAUGUCCACCACUUGCUGUUCUUCAUACUAUUACAAAAUCAUCAGGUGGUGUUUCUUUCAAAAUGAUGGAGAAGUUGCACUAUUUUCAACAACAUCAACAACAAGAUUCCCAGAUUUUUGCAUUGCAUUCUACCUGUCUCAGAGGUAACAAGACUGCUGUGGUGCCCUUUGGUGAUCAGGAGAUCCAUUUGGUGGCAAUGCGUACUAGAAGAACGGAUGGUGUAACAGCCGCUUGUUUCUGGGGUUUCUGUGUCAUGCCAGGGUUAUAUGAAUCUUGUCUUGGGAUGUUAAAUCUUAGAUGUCUUGGUAUUGUAUUUGAUCUUGAUGAGACACUAAUCGUUGCAAAUACACUGCGUUCUUUCGAAGAUAGAAUUGAGGCCUUGCAAAGAAAAAUGGGUGUAGAAGUUGACCCGCAACGAUUGGCAGGCAUGAUAGCAGAAGUGAAGCGCUACCAAGAAGACAAGGCAAUACUUAAGCAGUAUGCUGAAACUGAUCAGGUGGUGGACAAUGGGAAAGUCUAUAAAAUUCAAGCAGAAGUUAUUCCAGCUCUUUCUGACAACCAUCAAACUGUUGUUCGCCCACUUAUUCGGUUACAGGAUAAGAACAUUGUCCUUACUCGAAUAAAUCCUCAGAUUCGUGAUACAAGUGUUCUUGUAAGAUUAAGACCUGCAUGGGAGGAUCUACGCAGCUAUCUAACUGCCAGAGGUCGUAAACGCUUUGAGGUUUAUGUUUGUACAAUGGCUGAAAGAGAUUAUGCUUUAGAAAUGUGGAGGCUUCUCGAUCCUGAAUCAAAUUUGAUAGGUGGGAGGGAACUUUUGGAUCGCAUUGUUUGUGUCAAGUCUGGAUCAAAGAAGUCGCUGUUUAAUGUUUUCCUUGGUGGAAUUUGUCAUCCCAAAAUGGCCUUGGUGAUUGAUGAUCGUCUAAAGGUGUGGGAUGAGAAAGAUCAGCCUCGGGUGCAUGUUGUUCCUGCAUUUGCUCCUUAUUAUGCACCCCAAGCUGAGGCAAGUAAUGCCAUCCCAGUUCUCUGUGUGGCUAGAAAUGUAGCUUGCAAUGUUCGAGGUGGUUUUUUCAAAGAAUUUGACGAGGGUCUCUUACAAAGGUUGUCUGAGGUUUCUUUUGAAGAUGAUCCCAAAGAUUUACCUUCCCCACCUGACGUGAGCAAUUAUAUGGUAUCAGAGGAUGAUGGAUCUGGUUCCAAUGGAAAUAAAGAACCAAUUUGUUUUGACGGGAUGGCGGAUGCAGAGGUUGAAAGAAGGCUUAAGGAAGCAGUUUUAUCCUCUUCAGCCCUGUCACUUCCAAGUGCAACUUCUUCGGUGAAUGUUAAUCUUGAUCAUAGGCUUGCAUCUUCUAUCCCGUUCACUGUUGCUCCUGCUUCCAUGACAAUUCCACAUUCUGCACCCCAAGCAUCCAUUGCACCUUAUGGUAACCUAUAUUCACAAGCAGGUCCAUUAACUAGACCUUUAGGUAAUAUUGGUCCUAAGGACCUGGGGCUGCAUAAUUCUCCCGCUCGAGAAGAAGGUGAAGUACCUGAAUCUGAGCUAGAUCCUGAUACAAGGAGACGACUGCUCAUAUUGCAGCAUGGCCAAGAUAUGAGACCAAACGAGUCUCCAUUCCCAGUAAGAACUCCUGCUCAAGCUCCUGUUGCAGCUCCAGGUUCUGUUCCGGUCCCUGGUUCAGUGCCUGUUGCAGGUCCCAGCCCAGCUCCAGUCUCUGUCUCAGUUCCAGUUCCAGGUCCAGGUCCUGUUCCUAUGUCUGGCCCUGUUCCAGGUCCUGUUCAACGGGUACAAUCACGUGGGAGCUGGUUUCAAGUUGAGGAUCACAUGAACAUGAGUCCUCUGGGCCGACCACCAGCUAAAGAGUUUUCUAUACCUCCUGAUGCUGUACAUGUUGAGAAGCAGCGGCCACCUCCCCCUUCUUUCCCACGAAAAGGGGGGAGUCCAGUUUGGCCUGAUCGUUCUUUUCCUGAAAAACAAAGACUGCUGAGAGAGGCUCCUCGCAGAGAUGACAGGUUGAGGUCAAACUUUUCAGUGCCUAGCCAUCAGUCAUUUCGAGGUGAUGAAAUCUCUUUGAGCCGAUCAGCUUCAAGCAACAAAGAUUUUGAAGUCGAAUUUGAAAAAAGCAAUACUUUGGCAGAGAGCCCUUCAGCUGCUUUACAUGACAUUGCAAUGAGGUUGGGAACCAAGGUUGAGUUUAAACCAGGGUUGGUUGCUACCCCAGAGUUGAAGUUCUCUAUGGAGGCUUAUUUUGUUGGAGAGAAAAUUGGUGAUGGGACUGGUAUAACCAGAAGGGAAGCCCAGCAAUGUUGUGCAGAAGCUGCUUUGAUGAAUUUGGCUGAUAGAUAUUUGACCCAUAUAAAGUCUGAUGCUAGCACACCACAAAGUGAUACAAGUAGGGGUCAGAGUCCAAGUGAGAUGGGAUUUGUUAGUGAUGCAAAUUCAAGAAAAGAAGAGACAGUACCUUCAUCGGAGCUCACCAGACUGGAUGACUCUAUUGUAGUUGGCUCUAAGGACCCCAUGGGCUCAGUUCCUGCUCUUAAAGAAUUGUGCAUGAGAGAGGGUCUUGAUGUGGAUUUUAAAGGUCAGUCUCCGACUUCAACUAAUCAAGUCAACAGAGAUGAAAUACACAUGGAGGUGGAAGUAAAUGGACAAGUUCUGGGCAAGGGCACAGGAUCGACAUUGGAUGAGGCGAAGAUCCAGGCCGCUGAGAUGGCUCUUGCAACUCUUAAAUCCAUGCUGGGUCAAAACACUAAGCGUCCAAGUUCUCCGCGGUUGUUGCAAGCGAUGACCAGUAAACGCCUAAAACCAGAGUACUCUCGGGUUUUAGAACAUAUGCCAUCUUCAAGAUAUCCAAGGAAUGCAUCACCUGUGCCUUGAAACCAAGAACAUACAAUGCUCUCUUUUGUGAUUACAUGGUGUGGCCAUGUACAGUAAUGCCACACCUGGCACCAGCAUUGGGUGCCUGGAUCUUGGGACCCUCUUCAUUCCCCCAAGAACCCAAAUUUUCCGAUCGGCCUUCUUUGGAUACAUAAAUUUUCAUGACAAACUCGAGUAAUUGUGUUAGUUUGAUGUCGAGUGUAUGCUUAGACUCAAAAUUAAACCAUGUUUCCUACUUGUCCAAUUUUGAGAUUUUCAAUGGUCGUAUGGAAAAAAUGCUGAAGUUUCUUCAUCAAUUCAGUGUAUAGUCUCUUGGAGAGUUGGAUAUUAUCUUUUGAGAUAGUCUCUUCACCCCAGGGCUUUGGAGGGGUAUAUACUUGACUGGUAGAACGCAUGAUGUACAGUUGAAACUCGUUGCUGUAGAAGAUUGGUUAACAAGCAUUCCUCUUGGCGUUUUUGGUCAAGGUGGCUCUUUGCUUGCAGGACGGGGAAGAUACAUAUUUUUGGCUUACAUAUACAUCUGACAAUGGUAAACUUGGCCUGGCUGAAUUUUGUUAGAAGCCAGUACAUUGACCAAUUUCAUUCUGAUGUAUCAUAAUAUGCCUUGUAUGAUAUUCAUAGCAUUAUUAUAGCUAGUAUUAGUUGCACAAUAGGAUCAUCAUAUUCUCCAAACAAAAUCUAAGAAAAAUAGUCAUUAGUUGCUGCAUUUUUUGAGCAAGAUUUGGAAGGUCGAGCUGACUUAUAAAGUCAUUACAUGCCCAUUUUCUUUCGGGCAAGUAAUGAAAUUAUUUGCCUUAUGGACUUAUA